UUCAAAGAAAUUAUACAUAUAAUAUAAUGGCCUUUUGCAAAGUUGGUAUCCUUUCUCUCCUCCUACUGUCUGGUAUAUUUCUGUUGGGAAUCGAGGUGAAAUAUGGAAAUGCACAAAAGAUGUGUCUCCAGGUUUGUGACGAUGAAGUUGCUUACAUGACUUGCCCUUCUUCAGGAGACGAGCAAAUUAGUCCUGUUUGCGUUAACUGUUGCACCGCGGGUGAAGGCUGUAAAUUAUUCCGCGCUGAUGGAUCAUUAAUUUGUACAGGAACCCCUGAGUAAUAUAUACUUUCUUCGUUUCAAAAUGUAAUGAUUAAAUGUUUAUUUUUCAUAUUCGUGUGUAAUAAGGCCUGAGUUAUUACUCUGGUGAUUUCUAAUGUAAUAUGUUCAUCCUGGCUUAUAAUAAUUUGUAUCUGCUUUUGAACAUU
This is a messenger RNA of Solanum tuberosum (potato), 427 nucleotides long. RefSeq names its product proteinase inhibitor PSI-1.2-like. Gene Ontology annotation, molecular function: serine-type endopeptidase inhibitor activity. Lineage: Eukaryota; Viridiplantae; Streptophyta; Magnoliopsida; Solanales; Solanaceae. Bases 27 to 281 code for a protein of 84 amino acids. The transcript is spliced from 2 exons. The record is from RefSeq and is a predicted model, not a curated record.